This is a messenger RNA of Soboliphyme baturini, 867 nucleotides long. Lineage: Eukaryota; Metazoa; Nematoda; Enoplea; Dioctophymatida; Soboliphymatidae. The record is from the annotation of a GenBank genome assembly.
AUGUGGGAGCAUGGUGAUGAACCUCUUGCUAAGGCUCUGAUUGGACACAAGCUAAUGAAGUCUAUGAUGAAAGAAGCGAAAGAUGAUUUUCUUGAAAUGGAAUUGCACGACGAACUGAAAAAGGGUGCAGACUUGUUCAAAGAUUUGGCAUAUGAUUUAUUGGAGCAGUGCUAUCAAGUGAACGACGACCUCACCAUGCGGUUAUUGACAUACGAACUGAAAAACUGGAGUCGUAAGAACUGCAUUUCUUUGGCGGCGUUGGCCAAUCACAAAAAAUUCAUCGCGCAUCCGUGUUGUCAGCUGCUUUUGGGUGAUCUGUGGCUCGGUGGAUUGCGCGUGCGCAAAAACGUUAACCUGAAAAUCUUGAUGGCGGUACUGUUGCCGCCGAUGAUUCUCACCCUGACAUUCAAAACUCGUGAAGAACUCUUGUUGCAGGCACAAACCGCAGAGGAGCAUCAUGAAAAUGUCAACGAUGAUGAUGCAUCUGACUCGGAGUCAGAUUCUGGUGAAUCGGUUUAUGACACGGAAAUGGACGCAGAGUCGUGCGCGGAGACUCCCAGUCGCGAUACUCUGAAGGGUUCGUACUUUCUGAAGUUUAGAAGCAGGAGAUUGUCGUUAUGCACAGAUCCGCGACUUCAUUUGACCGAUGAGGUGAAAACGGUCGAUACAGUGGUCAACAAGGGAUGUGGAGGAAGUCGACGGAGGUCGCGCAAGGAACAUCAGAUGGUGGACAGCGUUCCGAACUCCACGUCAGCGGUGAUCAACAAAUCCGCUUCUGCUUCGUUUCCUAUCAGCGCGUCUAGCUUCAGGUGUUUGAACGCUGUUCACAUAUUUAGCAUAUUAGAUGAGAAUAAAUUAGGUUUGUAG